Molecule: messenger RNA, 4907 nt
Organism: Xenia sp. Carnegie-2017
Lineage: Eukaryota; Metazoa; Cnidaria; Anthozoa; Malacalcyonacea; Xeniidae
Product: rap guanine nucleotide exchange factor 6-like
Exons: 44
Coding region: 875-4570 (1231 amino acids)
Biological process (GO): Ras protein signal transduction; positive regulation of GTPase activity
Cellular component (GO): plasma membrane; apical plasma membrane
Molecular function (GO): protein binding; guanyl-nucleotide exchange factor activity
Source: RefSeq, a predicted model, not a curated record
CACGUGACUUUCUGUGUACACGACAGUAUGAUGGCGGAUUGAAUGUUUUCAGUAAAUUUUGGAUUUUUGGUCAUUUUUUAAGUCGAAUUUCUGCUACGUAGCUCCAUUGCCAUCUUCAAAAAGUGUCAUACACGAUCAAUAUUUCAUGAUACUAGCUUGCUUGCCUUUUAAGCCUUUGCGGUAUUACGCUUGUCACAGCAACUUGUAUUCAACUCUUAAAUCAUAAGUGGAAAGACCCAUAUUUUGUCAAGAGUUGAGAUCGAUUUUGGUUUGUUUUGGUUGGUAUUUCUUUAUUUAUAAUCGAUUGACGAAGGCAGUUGAAUUGGUUAGUUCAUUUAUCUUGGAUCAUUGUCGUAUUAAAUGGAAAUAAAUUAACGGAUCUUCCGCUGAUUUUAUUGUGGAAUUUGAAAAACGUACAAGAUUAAGGAGAGUUUACUCAAACGUUUUAAUAUAUCAGUUUGUCGACUUAAUCGUCUGGUUUAUAGAUUGGAAUAUAUUGGAGCCAUUAUCUUUGCAUUGCUUCAAAUUGCAGAGUUUUAUUUGGAAACCACAAAGUAUUGUUAAAUAGUCAAGCACUUAGCUUUGUUGACGUUACUGGAGACGAAGAAAACGUUCGUAGAGCUCUUGAUAUUGAGAAUCUUAAGUUAUUUUAUUUUGUAAUAAAAGAGUGGGUUUUGUUGACAGAAAAUCUGCUCUAUUUAACGUUUCAUAUAAGUGCACAAUAAACUUGGAAAGAAGGAAGCAAUUGAUAAAGUUUAUGGUUUCAUUCAUCUUCAAGACUCCAGCUAAAAAUUCGUUUUUCAAAUUAUGUAAAGUUUCUCAUAGUGACGGAAGAGCAAGAAAAAUUUAAUUGUGAGCAUAGUAACUUUUUACAAUGGACCGAACUAGUGAAAAAUUCAUCAAUUGUCUUAAGAGACCUUCAAUUGCAAGAACAGAUGAGGAUUGUGCUUGCAUUUUGAAACACCUGCGUGGUAUGCAGGCUAUGUCAGGCUUAGGAGGAGAAGUCAUUAAGGCUAUGUGUAAGACAGCGCGCUAUGAGGUCCACGAGUCCAACCAUUUGCUCUACUUGCAAAAUGAUUAUGCAACAUGUUGGUAUAUUUUACUCUCAGGAUCCGUAUUCAUUGAUUGUAACAUGUAUCUUCCUGGUAGUAGUUUUGGCAAACAACCAUUGUGGUUAGAUGGCCGUCGUGGUAGUGAAUGUCUUAUAUUGGAACAUUCAGAAAUGAUUGUUAUUGACUAUCCUGACUCAAGAUUGAUGAAACCAAAUUCACGUCAUUCAUAUGAAGCAAUGGAUCUUGAAAUGAUGUUGGCUUUAGAGAAUGGUGAAGUUAAAGUUGGAGGACCCAUUCCUGAUGAAAAGAUACCCCAAGAAUUGGAUCAAGUUAAACAACUUUUACUCAAAUCCUCAUAUGGAGAGUCAGAUACCUCACGUCGACCCCAAUCUGGUCCUGAUUUUGAUUUGGAUUUAUCAGGACUUGUUGAAAGCAUUGUUGAUUCAGAUGACGAUGAAACAACGUCACAAUCGUCAGGAGAGUCAAUGAUGGUUCGAGAUGUUGUACGAGAUUGUCUUGAAAAGGAUACCUCUGAACGAACUGAAAACGAUAUUGAGGCGCUUAUGGAUUUUCUUCAACAUUUACCUGCUUUUUCAAGCAUGACAACGAAUGUUCGUCGUGAACUUUGCGCAGUGAUGUUAUUUGCUGUAGUGGAACAUGCAAAUGUCGUCGUUCUAAAUGAUGGUGAUCAGCUUGAUUCAUGGUGUGUUAUUUUAAAUGGUUCAGUUGAAGUACUUGUCCCAGGAGAGGAGACAGUAACUCUACAUUUAGGACAGAGUUUUGGAGUUCAACCGACUUUGGAUCAGUAUUAUCAUAAAGGUGUGAUGAAGACGCGUGUUGAUGAUUGUCAGUUCGUGUGCAUACCGCAGACUGAAUAUCAUCGCAUACUCAGCCAAGGUGAAGCAAACAUUCACGAAGUCGUCGAGAAUGGUGAAGUUGUCAUGGUGACAGAAUAUCGUUCGUUAGAUGGUGGAAACAGAGAUGGGCACGUCGUCAUUAAGGCUAAACCCAAACUUUUGGUUGACCAUCUCGUUGAAGAUCAUUCAAUUGUUGAUCCUACCUACGUUGAAGAUUUUCUAUUGACUUAUCGAACUUUCUUUAAUGAACCUUCUAAUAUUUGUUCUCAACUUCUCGAUUGGUUUGAUUUCCCAGAAUUAAAGGAUAAGGUAACCCGGGUUAUGUUGCUUUGGGUAAUCAAUCAUUUUAACAGCGAUUUUGAAGACAGUCCAUCAAUGGAAAAACAUUUGGAAAGAUUUGAAAAAGGCCUUGAGAAACAUUCCAUGAUUGGUCAACUACGUUUACUUCAUAUUGCGUGUUCAUCUAAAGCGAGGCUACGGAAAGUUACAUUGGUUCAUCACGCCAAAGACUCUUCUUUGAAUUUUUCUAUUACUGGUGGAAAGGAUAGAGGAUUUGGUAUUUUUAUUGCUAAAGUAAAGAAAGGUUCCAAGAUUGACCAAGCUGGUUUGCGCAAAGGGGAUCAGAUUUUAGAAGUUAAUGGUCAAAAUUUUGAAAAUAUGACGUUGGCCAAAGCGAAAGACAUUUUGAAGAGUCAAACAAAUUUAACCAUUAGCGUGAAACAUAAUAUUGCUGUUUUUAAAGAACUUUUAAAUAGUCCACUGAAAAGAAGUUCUCACGUGAAAACAAAGAAAGGCGAGGUUCAAAGAAGUUCAUCUGACUCUUGUGAUAAACGUCAAGGAUUUUCUCAUCGAACUAACGAUCCUUUAUAUUUUUCUGAUUAUUCUGGCAAGAAAUUAGGGAAUACAUUUGGUAGUAAUAUGUAUGCUACGACAAGAAUAAAGAAAACUUUCCUUAAGUUUACAACAUUACCUCGUUCUCCCAAAGGUGAAAAAGAUGUUAAGGCGUUAUAUGGAAUAUCUUAUGAUGACUCCACUUUAAUGAACGCAAAGAAACAUGCUCUUGGCAACGGAACGCUUCGAGCUUACAGCUCCUCCGAAAAUAUUGCUGACGAGGAAAUCGAUAGCGUUCAACCUGAUCAAGUGAUCCGGAUUUAUAAGGCGGAUCACACGUCGAAGUAUUUCGUCAUUUAUCAGGAUACUACGGUUCGAGAAGUGCUAAAUAUGGCUGUAGAUGCGUUCUCAUUGGCUGAAUCUGCUGAUAACUUUUCGUUGAGUGAAAUUUCAGUCAAUGAAGGAGAUUUAAUCAAACAAAAAAGACUUCCUGAUUUAAUGUGUGAUCUUGUUAAUAAAGCGUCUCUAAAUGGACGCUAUUAUCUGAAAGAUUUUAACUCCACUGACGUUACUUUACUGCCCGAGGAGGCUAUCCAGGAAUUAGGUAAAGAACUACGACACACAAUUGCUGAUUUAGAUGCAACGGAAGUAGCUCGUCAAGUCACUUUAAGAGAUUUUCAGAUUUUUCAAAAGAUAGAAUCAUCACAAUAUAUUUAUGAACUUUGGAAAUUUGAAGAAAAAUUGCGAAAUACUUUAACAAAUUUUACCAAGAUAACCGAUGAAGAAAGAUUUUGGGUGAUUACGGAGAUUUGUAAAGAACAAAAUGUUAUAAAACGAGUAAAAAUAAUCAAACAGUUUAUACGAAUUGCAAAACGGUGUAAAGAUUGCAGAAAUUUUAAUUCAAUGUUCGAGAUUGUUAGUGGUCUUGAUCAUUCUGCUGUACAAAGAAUGAAAGGAACUUGGGAAAAAGUUCCUAGUAAAUACACAAAAAUAUUUGACGAUAUAAAAGAUUUGAUGGACCCAUCAAGGAAUAUGUCAAAAUAUCGUACUUUGUUGAGCAGAGAACAACGUUAUCCUCCUGUGAUACCAUUUUUUCCUAUUGUCCUGAAAGAUUUGUCUUUUCUUCACUUUGGAAACAAGUCAAUUGUGGACGGCUUGAUUAAUUUUGAAAAAUUGCGUUCAAUAUCAAAAGAAGUUCGAAACACAACUAAGCUUAGCCUUGUGUCUUAUGUCAGCGAUAUGAUGUUUGAUCGUGCCGUCACAGAUACCCCUGGACCGACAGUCAUACAAGCUCUGACCGGUGGUCUUCAGAACAAGAACAGGCGCAGUCGUCGUGACAACGGAUUUCGAAACCCAAGAAAAAUGCAUGAGGAAGUCCUUAUGAGUCGUCGUGUUAAGAAAUAUCUUACAAACCUCGAGAUUAUCACAAAUGAAGAUGAGUUACGAGUUCUUUCUUUGAUAUGUGAGCCCCCGGCCGGUUCAGGCCUUUCGGCUCAAAUCAAGAAAAAACUUACUCCACCUAGUUCCCCUAGUGAAAGUCGAGAAGACAAAGAAGAUAUAAUAUCGCAGUCUUCUUCAGUCAGUUCGCCGGCUUCACCUCUUCCUCCAAGUUCACCAGGAGCGGUUAAUAUUAACGAUAUUGAUGUCUUUCCAGAAGUGUCUAGCAGGCCAUUUGAAGAACAAAAACAUACAUUGAAACGAGAUGACACAUUAACAAGGGAGAUUUCCAUCCCAAAAACACCAAGUCCUUCAACUCCUGAGAAAGAAAUAUCGUCGCCACGUUUAUUCUUUGCUGCAGGUAAAGGUGAUGGUAAAAUAUCCGCCGUAUGACAUAUGAAAAGCACAUCACUUUCGUGGCUGAAGUUUAUAUUAAAGGACUUAGAUGUGUAGGAUUUAACGAAAUUUAUUUUGAAAUUUAGAAAAACGACACGUUUUGUACAUAGUGUGUAAUAAUUAUUUUUUAAUACUUUGGAAUUAACGUUAAUAAGAGAGUGUAAUUUUAGCGUUUAGGCAAAGUGUGUAUAUUAGAUUAACAUAAUCGUACUUAGGAAUGGAGAAUUUUUACCCAUCAUUCUCACUUUGCUUGAAUUCUUAAAAAGUCAAAAUAUAAUGACAUGGAAAAGACAUUUUAAUAUUCAAAUAAAAAUCAAUUCUUAAAAUUAUCUAA